AUGAACGCUUUAUACGGCCUGCGCUGCGGCCUUACACCGGUCUACAGCUUCCGGGUGACGGCCGUGAACGCGGUGGGCGCCGGCCCGCCCGGCCAGCCGUCUUUCCCCGUGCAGACGCUGAGAGAAGCGCCCAGCGGACAGGUGGCUGACCUGAGGGCCGUCAGCCGGGGUGCCACGGCUGUGCAGCUGACCUGGCGACCAGCGCCACCCAGCACGCUGCACGGAGAGUUCCUCGGCUACCAGCUGACCUACCGGUCCCCGGCCACCGGCACUAACCGCAGCCUGGUCAUCACCGAACAGAACGUGACGGCGCUCGUGGUAUCCGGCCUGGAGGCUUACACGGAGUACCUGUUCAGCCUGGCCAUCCGGAAUCCUCGCGGACUUGGACCUGCCGCCAUGGCCACGGGACGCACCCGCCAGUCAGUGCCGGGGGCGCCGGCUUCCGUGCGCUACACGGACGUGGGUAGCAGCUGGGUGCUGCUCAUGUGGACGCCGCCCGCCCAGCGCAACGGCAUGCUGCUGCGCUACUGCAUCAACAUCAGCGGCGUGGGCCUGCCGGCUGAGCUGCGCUGGCUGCCCGCCUCCGAGGACCGCUGGCUGCAGCACAAGGUCGACCGUCUCAACCCAUUCACCUUCUACAACGUCGGCGUGUUGGCGGAGACGUCGGUGGGGCGGGGCCCGGCUCGCCACGUGCGCCUCCGCACGGACACCUCGUCGCCGGGCUUGCCUCUCGUGCUCGACAUCAGCUGCGUCAAGGACGGUGCCACGCAGGUGCGCUGGCUCGGCCCGCCGCCCGACAGCCAGCCGGCCGUCAGCUUCUUCACCAUCGGCUACCGCAACGAGCGCGACCGGAAGUACCAGCUGACGCGCACGCCGGCUGGACUCGGCGAACACACGAUAAUCAUGCAUAAUCUGGAUGAGGGCAUGACCUACUUUAAGAUACAGGCAGUGAGAAGAAGCCGGUAUAGCAGAUCGACUGUGUACCGGGGAGUUUUCACAGAGCCGUGGAGCGCGUUGCUGCCAAGACCGCGCGCAGGCUGUGAGCGGUUCCGCCUGAUCCACCCGCGACCGGAGGACUCGACGCUGGCCGUCGGCGUCGGCGUGCUGCCAGACUGGCGCCAGGAGGCGAUCCCGGCGCACAUGUUCGCCGGGUAUGUGCGCGACCUGCGGCGCGGCGCCGACGCCGGCUUCUGGAAGGAGAUGGCGGCGAUCGACGGCGCAGCCGCGCCGCCCGCCAACGGUCAUCACGUCGGUGCCAACGGCACCAACGGCACCAAUGGCUGCACAAAGCCUGUCGGCUUCGUGGCACGUCGUUGUGAUGCAUGUUGUGGACGCUGGGGUGAAUAUGAUGGACUGAUGCUGAACGUGCUUAAAGACGGUCGCUGA
Molecule: messenger RNA, 1386 nt
Organism: Pollicipes pollicipes
Lineage: Eukaryota; Metazoa; Arthropoda; Thecostraca; Pollicipedomorpha; Pollicipedidae
Product: protein sidekick-2
Exons: 10
Coding region: 1-1386 (461 amino acids)
Molecular function (GO): protein binding
Source: RefSeq, a predicted model, not a curated record